Chilo suppressalis (striped riceborer) is the source of this 2977-nucleotide messenger RNA. The record is from the annotation of a GenBank genome assembly. NCBI's taxonomy places the organism in Eukaryota, Metazoa, Arthropoda, Insecta, Lepidoptera, Crambidae.
GUGAGCCGUGCGCGGGCGCAGUGACGUGUCUCUUCUCACUUCUCUUCCUUCACUUCAGUUUACCGCGGACUACGACACGCCGCGGACGUAUGUCGCCUCGUUAAAUCUCGAGAUUAACACAAACUAGAUUAUUGGUGUAAUUAAUAUUGAACACAGUGUGUUAUAACAUAGUAAUGCAAUACGAUCCGUCAACUUCGGAAUAACGGAAACUUUUUCUUAGGAAAAGGAAAAGUUAACGGUACGCAAGGACAGUGUUUGAAAGUUUAGUUCGCAGGUUUGAGGGGAAGUGAUAUUUUUUCGGUUUCGAAUUUUGUUCGACUGCUAAAGUACCUACCUAUCUACUACGGGAUUUUUGCGUGACAAAACGUUGUAAAAGAUUACAUACUGCUGAUAAGGAAGGAAAUCACAAUAUCUAGAAUAUAACGUGAGAAAGCUGCUAAGGUGCUGUUAAGAUAACUCAACAAUGACAUAAGGUGCCCUAUACUAAAAAUGGCGUUAAGAAUGAAAAAGGACAUAAAGAAGGCGUCCUACUACGUGUGGUUCCUGGGUGCGCAGGAGUCGCGAGGGCUGCGCGGGGAGGAGUUUGCGGUACCAGCCAUCAGGAUACUUGAGGAGAGGGCCAGAGACUUGGAGCCAUUCAAAGUCACUUUGCAGGUCUCCCACAAAGGGCUGAAGAUCAUCCAGAAUGUGACCGCUAAGGGCAAGCAGCAGACCAUUAAACACUUCAUCCCGCACGGCAGUAUCACAAGCGCGGUGGUCCAGGGGGAUGUGGUGGCAUGUGUACUGCUUCUGUACAACCCGCUCACUGGAUGCCCCGUACAUGUUCAUGCUUACAGAUGCGACUCGGACCACACGGCAGAGAUGCUGUACACGCAUCUUCAAGCGCUAAUAGAGAGGCCCGAGAACCAAAAGAAAUUCGCAGACAUCGAGCGCAAGUUACAAAUGAGGGGGGCGCUGCCUUCCAGCAAGAAACCUCCAGAUUCAUCCCUAGGGAGCGAAGUAUCCAGAGAAUCCGAUUCUGGAAGCAAUGAAGAGCGCUGCGUCGCGAAUCUAUAUGACAGUUUAGCUGCCGAGCUCAAGCAGAAGUUGUCAACAGGUAAAAAAGCCGUAGGCAAGAGCCCGAUACUUCUGCCACCCCGCGACUACGACACGGUGCACAGACAGAAGGGCAACCUGAGCAAUAUCGAUACGAGGCGGUGCCUCAACCAGAACAUCGUGGGGGUGAACGCGCGCCGCAAGCUGGAGUCCUCUGGUGGUAGCUCGGGCAUCGGCAGCGAUCUAGCUCCCUCGCCGGAAAGGAACGACUACGCGAGAAGAGGAGAGCACGAUAACCACAGCACUAGCGAGGAAGACUGGGCCGAGAGUACAGCGUAUCUAAUGCACGAGGCAUUUGACGCGUCGCCGCCGCGUCGCGCAACGUCACCACGUCGUGCAACCUCACCCCGGCGUCUGUCACCACCCCGUCGUCUUUCACCGCCCCGCCGCUCUUCCCCACCUCGUCGCGCCCUCUCACCUCGUGACUACGAACGCCCUUACAACGAUGACUAUCCCGAGCAGUUCCGAGACCAACUAGCCCCAUUCCGGGACGCCACCUUCGAGCGAAGGUUCCGCCACGAAUCCCUAGAGCGGGUCAGCAAAGAAAAACCAGAAAAAAUAAUAGAUGACGGCACCAAUUACAGGCGACGAUACGUCGCAGAAACCAAACCUUCCAACAGAAGCAUCGACAGAGUCGAAGAACGCAGAUUCGGCAAACUGCAGCGAGGAGCCAGCGAAGGUAGCUUGAAGAUAGCCGAAACUUCUCCGAAAGAUCGCUUCAAUGUUGCGAAGGAGAAAUUCAUGAACUUAGAAAGAGAGAGAUUCAAUAAGGAGUUAGAACAGCAUAUGGCAAUACGCAGGAGCAUGCUCGAAAGAAACAGUCGCUCGACUUCUUCCCCCGAGGAGGAAAGAAGGGACGAGCGACAGGAACGUCACCGAGAGCUGAGCUCCCGCAGAGAACCUGAACGUUCUCAAAGGGAUAUUGAGCGUUCUCACAGGGAGCCAGAAAGGCGCAAGGAAGAACGUGUCCGGGAUGACACCAGGGAGUUGGCACACAGAGAGAUAGAGAGGCUUCCGAGAGUGGGCAGGAAACGUGACGACGUAAAAAGAUACGAAUACGGUACGGAGGAUUAUUUGAACAGGAUCGAACCGAAGCCGCACAGGGAAGAUUUUGACAGAUAUAGGGAAAGGGACAGACGAGAACUGGACCGCCGCAUCGACGAGGAUGAGGUAAUUGAGCCGGUGAUCGAAGACCGGAGGCGAGACUGGAGUGACAGACAGAGAGGUUUCAGUCGCUCACGGUUGCUGGACGACCAACGACAGUCGUACGCAGAGGGAGACAGGGAUAGGUACUUCGAGAGAGACUAUAGGGAUUUCCGUGACCUCGCUGAUCGACAGCCGACGAAGUUCCGCCACAGUUACGCAGAACCGAUACCUAGAGGACGACUCGGCACAGUCCGCCCAUACUAAAAUACAAGCCAUAAUAGAUUAUAAAUCAUUAACUGAAAUAUAAUGAUGCGUAUUUGUUUUUUUUUGCCCCUUUGACAUGACAACAUUGCGGACGAGACACGACAUUGUGAGUAAAUAGAAUACUUUGAAGUUAAAAGCUGUAUAUGUAUUUCUGGGACAAAUGAACGAGAAUAUCCUAUUUAUAUAAUAUGGGCAAGUAUAAGUAUACUUUGUUUCCUCGAGGCCAUUAUGAUCGUACCUAGUAUUAAAAUUCCGAACAAAAAUGUAUAUUAUUCAUCGAUUAUGUUAGUGAUCUUUAAGAUAAUUUUAAGAAUUUAAAAUGUUCAUUAAUACAGAUGUUCUUUUAAGAAAUAUUAUUGUUAAACGCACUUUUUACGCGUUUGUUAAAAUGCAUUAUUACAAAUGUUUUGUACCUAUCGAAGUCAUUGUAUUAACGUAUUAUAAUGUAUAAUUAUAACAUGAAUAAAUAAUC